AUGUAUCUACCAAAAGAGCAUCCCGACCGUCAAGAGCGACUGGAUCUCGAGAAGAAGAUCACAUCUCAAUGGGAAACCACUACCAAAAGCACUGCAUGUAUUCCUUCAUCUAUGCGCUACCCGAAAGACCUUGAGUGGUGGCCCAUUGAGAUCUUGCGGGCCUUGGGUGAGCUCGCCGACGAAAUGCCCGGUAUCGACAACUGGAACAGCGUCUACGAUCUACUUGUAGAGGGCAACAAAGAGAGGUUAGAAGACAGUUUGAACACUUUAUCAGCAGAGAUACAACUGAGCGACAUAUCGUAUGUUCGAGAGCAGAGAUAUAACAAGGGAAAGCAGAAGAUGAUUGACACAACUACGGAUGAUGACGAAGCAGAUAUAGCUGAGCUCACAUCUGAUGAUGACGAUGUGGUCGAUCUGGCUGAUGAUACAGACGACGUGGAUGACACCAUCAAAUCCGGUGAGACUUCUGGAAUAGCUGCCACACUAGACACGACCGUUGCAACCAUCAAUCAGCAAGAUGACGACCCAGAUGCUCUUCCAGCUGAUAUACUCCCCACGGAUAGCCAAGACGUCAAAAUCAAGAAGUGGAACCUCUGGAUCAAUCAUUACUGGCAAGAAAGAGAUUGCAGGGUCCUGAUUCCCGAAGAAAUGCUCCAAAGACAUAACAACAAGAAGACAAUUCGAAGUCGGGAGUUGAAAAGUUACGGAAAGAAACGAAAUGGUGAGGUCAAUGAGCUGCUCUACGAGCUAGCCAAGAUAACUCGAAUGCAGCGGAAAGAUGCAGCGUGGGCGAAGAUCAAGGAAAACUGGACCAACAGGAAAGCAGGCACAAACGGGCACAAGGCGCUUUCGGCUGGAGAUGUUAAGUCCGCUCUUGAUUACUUCCGGAAUCUACCGCAGGGUGAAGGAGAGGAGUCUGCCGCUAGUGGUGGACUGGCAUCUGCGGUGACGUCAAGUGACUCUGAGCUUGAAGAUUAG
Molecule: messenger RNA, 978 nt
Organism: Alternaria conjuncta
Lineage: Eukaryota; Fungi; Ascomycota; Dothideomycetes; Pleosporales; Pleosporaceae
Exons: 2
Coding region: 1-978 (325 amino acids)
Source: RefSeq, a predicted model, not a curated record